Molecule: messenger RNA, 2145 nt
Organism: Sorghum bicolor (sorghum)
Lineage: Eukaryota; Viridiplantae; Streptophyta; Magnoliopsida; Poales; Poaceae
Product: methylmalonate-semialdehyde dehydrogenase [acylating], mitochondrial
Exons: 19
Coding region: 210-1832 (540 amino acids)
Biological process (GO): L-valine catabolic process; thymine catabolic process
Cellular component (GO): mitochondrion
Molecular function (GO): malonate-semialdehyde dehydrogenase (acetylating, [NAD(P)+]) activity; methylmalonate-semialdehyde dehydrogenase (acylating, NAD+) activity
Source: RefSeq, a predicted model, not a curated record
CUCACUGCUCGGUGGGUCCCACGGUCGGAGGCGGCGCCGUCUAUACAAAAGUACAGCCACGACGACAUCCAUCGCACCCACCCACUCACGAGUCCAUCAAACCACUCCACCCCGGUGCCGGUGGCUCGUCCUCCGACGCCAAGCCACGCCACCUCGCGCCCCAAUCCGGAAAGCCCCGCCGCCGCCGCCGCUCGACCGGCCGUCGACCCAUGCUUCGCGCGGCGCUCUUCCGCUCAGCCCCCGGGCUCCGCCGGUCUCCGGCGAUGGCCGCGGCCGCGGCCCCCUUCUCCACCGCCGCCGCCGCCGCAGCGUGGCUCUCCAACGGCCCCGCCUCCACCCCGCCUAGGGUGCGGCUCCUCAUCGGCGGGGAGUUCGUCGAGUCGCGCGCCGACGAGCACGUCGACGUCACCAACCCAGCGACGCAGGAGGUGGUGUCCCGGAUCCCGCUCACUACGGCCGAUGAGUUCAGGGCCGCCGUCGAUGCCGCCAGGACGGCUUUCCCCGGGUGGCGGAACACGCCCGUCACGACGCGGCAGCGCGUCAUGUUCAAGUUCCAGGAGCUCAUCCGGGCUAACAUGGACAAGCUUGCAGAGAACAUCACUACGGAGCAGGGGAAGACGCUGAAAGAUGCUUGGGGUGAUGUGUUCCGUGGCCUAGAGGUGGUGGAGCAUGCUUGUGGAAUGGGAACACUGCAAAUGGGCGAAUAUGUAUCAAAUGUUUCUAAUGGGAUUGACACCUUCAGCAUUCGGGAGCCACUUGGUGUUUGCGCUGGGAUAUGCCCAUUUAAUUUUCCUGCUAUGAUUCCCCUAUGGAUGUUUCCCAUAGCAGUUACAUGUGGCAAUACUUUUGUCCUUAAGCCAUCGGAAAAGGACCCAGGGGCUGCUAUGAUGCUUGCGGAGCUAGCAAUGGAAGCUGGUUUACCUAAGGGUGUUUUGAACAUUGUUCAUGGUACCAAUGAUGUUGUCAACAAUAUUUGUGAUGAUGAGGAUAUUAAGGCUGUAUCUUUUGUUGGUUCCAAUACAGCUGGUAUGCAUAUAUAUUCUAGAGCAUCAGCAGCAGGCAAGCGUGUUCAGUGCAAUAUGGGAGCAAAGAAUCAUGCAAUUAUCCUUCCUGAUGCUGAUAGAGAUGCUACAUUGAAUGCCCUUAUUGCUGCUGGGUUUGGUGCAGCAGGGCAAAGGUGCAUGGCAUUGAGCACUGCUGUUUUUGUUGGCGGCUCAGAAUCAUGGGAGGAUGAAUUAGUCAAUCGUGCAAGUGGUCUCAUUGUUAAUUCAGGAAUGGUUAAUGAUGCAGACCUUGGUCCUGUGAUCAGCAGACAGGCAAAGGAUCGUAUCUGUAAGUUAGUCCAAAGUGGUGUCGACAGCGGUGCUCGUAUAUUGCUUGAUGGAAGAAAGAUUGUGGUUCCUCAAUAUGAAGAUGGAAAUUUUGUUGGUCCAACCAUUCUGGCUGAUGUUAAAAGUGACAUGGAGUGUUACAAGGAGGAAAUAUUUGGUCCAGUGCUUCUCUUAAUGAAGGCAGAGAGCCUAGAUGAUGCCAUCCAAAUUAUAAACAGAAACAAGUAUGGCAAUGGGGCUUCCAUAUUUACAACGUCUGGUGUCUACGCCAGGAAAUUUCAAACAGACAUUGAAGCUGGCCAGGUGGGCAUCAACGUGCCGAUUCCAGUUCCCCUGCCAUUCUUCUCCUUCACGGGCAGCAAAGCUUCAUUCGCAGGAGAUUUGAAUUUCUACGGCAAGGCUGGCGUGCAGUUUUUCACCCAGAUCAAGACGAUCACGCAGCAGUGGAAGGAGUCGCCGGCACAGCGGGUCUCCCUCUCCAUGCCCACCUCGCAGAAGUGAGACAUCAAGCACCCCCACCCCACUCUCCGAAGCUUCACUCCUCUGGACAUAGACAUAGACCCAAUGCAUGGCACCAGUUGUCCAGGGGAUUGGUAGGCACGGCAGCACUCCAUGCAUGGUGUGCUCGCUCUCUCUUUUGUCGGACACCAUGCAUGCUCAUUCAAAACAUCCAAGAGCGCUGCUCAUUCUGCUCUGUAAAAGUUAUAGAAUACUGUAAAAGCCCCAGGUCUGUAGAUCGAGUGUCAUGUGUAAACCCACAAUAAGAGGAGAAAUAAAAAUGCCGGCUGUGCUGGUCUGUGGUAUUUGCCUGUGC